UCGAUUUACAAAACAAAAACGCGUCCAUUUCCAAAAGAGACGCCACAGUUCGAACAUCUAAGAAAUUAUCUCAAUUAAUAUAAUUUUACUAGUUUAAAUAUAGGUAGUUAUGUAUACGUUAAGUCAAGAAUAAGUCUAACACUGGCAGUCGCUGUCAGGGCCGAAGUGGAGUGCGCGGGAAUUUAAUUUCGACGUCGUUCAAAAAUUCAUCACGCUGCGUAAAUCCGUGAUAAAAGUUAUGAAGAUCAAACUGCCGCGCGAUCGGUUCCCGUCGACCUCGUCGACGGAUGACAACGAGAGCGGCACAGAUUGGGACAUGGAUGCUGCACGGCAUCCGCAACUCCUGCAUCCGCGACAUCCGCCGCCGCCACAGAUAUCGCAGGCGAUCAUGGUGGGAUCAGUGCGCAAGAGACGCGGGAACCUGCCCAAGCAGUCUGUGAAGAUCCUCAAACGAUGGUUGUACGAUCACCGAUACAACGCUUACCCGAGUGACGCUGAGAAACUGGCUCUCAGUCACGAAGCCAACCUCACUGUGCUGCAGGUAUGCAAUUGGUUCAUAAACGCGCGCCGCCGCAUUCUCCCAGAGAUGAUCCGACGAGAAGGCCACGACCCACUUCACUACACGAUCUCCCGACGCGGACGCAAGCAACCGGGAGCAAUGCCGGGGGUCGGACCUAUGGUUAGCUUGGACGCUGCAUCCACGUCAGGACUCAGUAUGGCCCCUAGCAACAUGACUGUUACAACAUGGGAUGGAGUCAUUGUAGAGAACCAAGCGGAUAUCCAUCACGAUUACGGUGACGGUCUACUGGUGUACCGGAGCGAGGGAAACGAGCUGGUCGACCACGAGGAGGGGUACUCGAGCGCCAUCAGCGAGGAAGAGGUCAAGUACGAUCCGUCCGUGUGGCAGUCCGUUAUACGUUACGGGCCGGAGGAGACCGAAUUGCACCCAGCUUCCAGGACCGGCGCAGUAGUAACAGUCGCAACAACAGAAGAGCCUCUACACCAGCUUACGCCAGUAAGCGAGUCGUGGCGUCCUCUGCAUCACCCCCAGUUAACGCACCUACCCCAGCCGCCGCAGACGUUGCACCCGCGACGGAUGCAGGUGAGCACGCCGCCGCUGCAGCCACCGCCGCCCGUCGCUGUUGAACUGGAGGUCGCCACUACUGACAUGUGGUGCCACACCUAAUCUCUAACUCCUACUCGUAGAGCCAGAGUUACUAUGAAUAACGAAAGGGGCAUUAAGGCUUAAAAGGAUUUUUUUCCACAACUGAUAAGUGGUGCCACAUCUAAUCUUGAAACUCCAACUUGUAGGGCCAGACGUUUAUGGGAUAUCUAUCUAUAGUAUUUACUUAACAAAUAUUCAGUUUAGCAGUUACAUAAUCCUGAUCCAUCUUCUUGGCUGAGAGACCAGAGAGAGAGGCCAGAACAAGCAUUAAAGUUGGAAUAUGAUAUAGUUUAAAAGGCUA
Achroia grisella is the source of this 1466-nucleotide messenger RNA. RefSeq names its product homeobox protein PKNOX2-like. Gene Ontology annotation, molecular function: DNA-binding transcription factor activity, RNA polymerase II-specific; RNA polymerase II cis-regulatory region sequence-specific DNA binding. Gene Ontology annotation, biological process: regulation of transcription by RNA polymerase II. The transcript has 6 exons. Lineage: Eukaryota; Metazoa; Arthropoda; Insecta; Lepidoptera; Pyralidae. The record is from RefSeq and is a predicted model, not a curated record. Bases 239 to 1186 code for a protein of 315 amino acids.